Liolophura sinensis is the source of this 2460-nucleotide messenger RNA. RefSeq names its product leucine-rich repeat-containing protein 74B-like. Gene Ontology annotation, molecular function: calcium ion binding; protein binding. The coding region runs from base 383 to 2260 and encodes 625 amino acids. Lineage: Eukaryota; Metazoa; Mollusca; Polyplacophora; Chitonida; Chitonidae. The transcript has 14 exons. The record is from RefSeq and is a predicted model, not a curated record.
AGCAACUUGGGGUAAAUGUAAAUGGAACGAUUAAAAGAGAUACAGACGGUGAGAAUACUGUUCAAAUAAACAUGUUGGUGUUAUGCCAAAUUUUAUGCUUAGCAACAGAGCGCAGGGCUAACACACCUUUUGUCUGUUUGCCCCCAUUCUAAUGCGUGAUAAACACGAUCUUCUUAAUCCAGUUAUUGUCUGUGAGGAUCGAAUACCUACAGCAUGUUCACGCUUCUCCUCAAGGGGACUCUAUAUAUGUCUCACGAAAGUCCAUGAUUCAUGGGACGAGUUUUUCUUUAUUUCUUACCAACUUGAUUUCUUGGCGUUUGGAUACUUUUAGACACUGAACCACUACACAUUGAAGUGACAGGCAGCCUGAGCUGAAGUGACCAUGUCAAACGGAGAGGAGUCCGAGGAGGUUGGAUCACCAUCGACCAGAACUUGUGGGCAUAGUCGAGAGAAAAAGUCAGACAUUAAUGGCAAUGAGAAGCUGACAGAUCUUGGAGAAGUGAAGGAGGAAUCUGAAGAGGCUGAUGGGUAUGCAGCUGACACAGAGACAGGCGGCAAGGGAAUCUACUCCAGACCUGCCACAAGCUCUGGUGCCAAGGAGGAGCAGUCACAGAAAAUCCGUCCCCCUAGUCGAUCGGACAGCACUUUCAUGACAAAACCCAAACAGGAAGUGAGCCGUGAAAACUCUCGACUAAUAUCAAGCCGAUCCAGCACAAGUCUGAGGCCUAGUGGCCAGGCGAGUCGAAACUGUCCACCAUCGUCUAACAACAGGAAGACAGUGAGUCGUGCCAAUCGUAAGUCUCGACCCCAGAGCUCAGGGUCGCAGACAGACCGCUUCCAGAGCUCUGAGAGUGAGAGUGAGACAGAUGGACCACGCACCCGGCUGGAUGCUGCCUCUGUGUCUGACAUUGAGUUUGGCGGCGUGGACAUCACGGAUGAAAGGGCCUGGGACACAGAUCUGGAGGUGGAAGAGCCACGUGAAGCUUAUGACCACACAGGGAAGGCUUCAUACAUUGAGGGAUGUAAGAGACUUGGGGUGAUCCCUGCAUCCUACUUCCUCCGCCACAUGAAUGACCCUCACCUUGACAUGAAGCACCAUGGGCUAGGGGUCAUUGGGGUCAAGGCCAUUGCUGUCUCCUUAGUGUCCAACCCUCACGUAACACAUCUGAACCUGAGAGACAACUGGCUUGGGACAGAAGGGGGCGUGGCCAUCUGUGAGAUGCUCAGAGAAAACUGUUUUAUCGUGGAUUUGGAUUUGUCUGACAACAAGCUGGGUAUGGAGUUUGCUACUGUCAUCACAGACGUCAUUCUGAGCAGUGGUAACCUGACACACCUCACACUGUCAGGAAACAAUUUUGAUGACAGUGCUGGGCAGCAUUUUGCAGAAGCAAUUAUGAACACGCGCCAUCUUGAGUACCUAAAUUUGAGUCACAACCGGCUGGGAGAAGAGGCUGGAGUUGCCCUGGGUCCAGCCAUCUCAGAGAACAGCAGUAUUAAACACCUAGACCUCAGCUGGAACAGUCUGCGUCGUAAGGGGGCCGUCUGUGUGGCCAUGGGGCUGAAGAACAACGUGUUUAUGAAGAAGAUUAACCUGUCCUGGAAUGGUUUUGGUCUGGAUGGCUCUCUGGCGUUAGGUGAUGCUCUCAAAGGCAACUCGGUGCUACAGGAACUGGAUAUCACGAAUAACCGAAUCACAGCUGAAGGUGCUGUUUGGAUUGGCAAAGGCCUGGCCGUCAACGAAACUCUAAAGACUUUAAAGAUGGCCACAAAUCCUAUGGAGUCUCCAGGAUGUUACGCAGUGCUCGCUGGAAUUCUACGCAAUCAGUCAUCUAUAAUUGAAUUCCUGGACUUUCAUGACAUUCAGGUGAACAAGGACUUUGAGGAACUUCUCCAGCAGGUGCAGGUGCAGUACCCUGAGCUGAAGGUUGUCCAUGGAGGUACAGAACUGAUUAAAAAGUCUAAAGUUAAGCUCCACCCUAUGCUAAAGCUACGCAACUACAUAGACCGGCACAACAUUCGCAUGAUAGACUUCUUCAAUAAGUUUGACAAGGACGGCAGUCUGAGCGUGUCUCGGGAGGAGUUCGUUCAUGGCCUGGAGGACAUAGGGAUCCAGUUGACAGACGAGGAGGUCGAGAUACUGGUGAAUGAGAUGGACAGAGACGGGGAUGGGGAAAUAAAUUACAGUGAACUUGUGAUAGGUCAGCGAGACUUCAUGGAGAAAGAGGAACAGCUUCAAAAGGCCUUGAUCAGUGCUGCAUAAUGAACAAAACAGUUUACUUCCACCUGUUCUGAUGCCCAACAGUGGGCCAGUGAGGCUGUCUGUCCUUUGCUAGCACAUGUAUAGUGAACAAGAUAGCUCUUCAACCUGGGGAGAAAGCAAGACAAUCUGUCCUCUUAUGAAAAUGUCUGUUACCCUGCUUAAUGAGAUAAUCUCAUCUAGAAUGUCUGUUGUUUACAAGG